AUGGAGCGUACCCUGCGCCUGGUGGCCUUGCUGCGGGAGGCGGAGGAGGUGAAAGCACCAAAGGGUGUCCCUUGUGACGGAAAAGUGGUAAGCUUCGACAAUGCAUUGGCCUUCCUGCAACGGUACAAUCGCUUCUUGAGAGAUUUGGGCCCCAAGCUGGCCAGUCCACAGGAGAGCAACCUGAGGGUGCCAAAAGCAGAUCCCACCGAAGCGAAUGGUGUGAAGAAAAAGCAUGGUGCAGCCUUUGGCCGUGGCAUUUACACAUGCCCAGACUACAAAAUGGCGAAAGAGGCCGUUUGA
Molecule: messenger RNA, 300 nt
Organism: Durusdinium trenchii
Lineage: Eukaryota; Dinophyceae; Suessiales; Symbiodiniaceae
Source: the annotation of a GenBank genome assembly